Molecule: messenger RNA, 790 nt
Organism: Folsomia candida
Lineage: Eukaryota; Metazoa; Arthropoda; Collembola; Entomobryomorpha; Isotomidae
Exons: 3
Coding region: 19-609 (196 amino acids)
Source: RefSeq, a predicted model, not a curated record
UUUUAUUCAUACCAGUAAAUGUCGCGAAAAAAAUAUUACAUAAUUGAAUUCCCCCCUGAUAAAUACAAUUCAGUGCCUGUGGAGCUUGUUCUAAGUCACUGGGUUAUCCCCGCAGAGAAAGUUUGUCUCUGGCCACCAAACUCUGGGCCAAGUAUUAGAAAUUUGAUAAAAAAGGGCACUGCUAUUCCUGAUGUCAAGUGGGGAAGAGUUAGCUACGCCAGGAUUAUUGGGAAUUACGAUGAUUAUGAAGUUGCGACAAAAAAACUUCAAGUAGCCGAGGACACUUCCAACUUGGAAAGUGAAACAGAACCAGAAAGCAGAUUAAGGAGCAAGAAGAUAAUUCCCGAUAUUCAGCCCAGCAGCACACGAGGGGAUGUAACGUCUUCAUCCGAUGAGGAGGAUAGCGACGCGAACAAAAACAGUCCUCCGUCUGGCUCACUUCUGGAUAAUUUGGAGCUGGACCAACCAUUGAGCAUUCCUGAAAUAAUUCCCGAAACUGAAGAGCAAAGCAAUCUACAAGUAGGAAAUCAAGGUGAAACUGGAGACACCUCUUUUGUUGUUGUAAAUUCGCAGGAGUUAAAUGAUUUACGGCUGUUGAUUUCAAGUUAGUACAAGCAAAAUAAUUUUAUUAAAAUUGAUGUAUUAUGUUAACGCUUUGUAAUCACGUUGCAGGGACAACGCAAAGUGUGCUAACUUUGUUGGAAAAGCAGGCUGAAGACAUUAAAGACAUUAAGGCUUUACUGAUUAAUGUGAAACAAAGGCCGGAUGGUAGGAAGGCUCCCAAUUUCAG